AUGGAGCAAGAGCUCCUCACGCUCCUGGCCAAUACCCAGUCGCCCGUCGCUGACACCAGAAAGGCCGCCGAGCUCCAGCUGCUGCAUCUCUACUCCAACACAGCGUUCCCUCUCUCCCUGACUGCCAUUGCCUCCCAUGAUUCCGUCCCGACCAAUCUCCGUCAGUCGGCUCUGACCGUCCUGCGCACCUACAUUACCGCCGCAUGGUCCCCGCAACUAGACGAGUUCAAGGGUCACGUUUUCCUGGACGACGCCGGCAAAUCGCGCAUUCGACAGGCCCUGCUCGAGCUGGCUACGACCGCGGAGACGCCAGAGCGCAAGGUCAAGACCUCUGCGAGUUAUGCCGUCAGCAAGGUCGCCAGUGCGGAUUUCCCCGAGGACUGGCCGGAGCUCCUCCCCUCGUUGCUUCACAUCAUCGACAACCCCGCCAGCAGUGACAGUGGUCUGCACGGUGCUCUGAGAGUCCUCCUGGAUCUGGUCGACACGGGUUUCAGUGAGGAACAAUUCUUCAAUGUCGCCCGCGACCUCGUGUCAACCCUCUUCGCCAUCGCGACCAAUGAGGCCAGAAGACCCAUGUUGAGGGCGCUGGCUGUCGCCGUUUUCCGGACAUCCUUCGACACGCUGGAGAUGGUCGUGGAGCAGCAUAAAGUCGCCGUCAAACAGUUCAUGGAUGAGGUGUUGGGAGGCUGGUCCCCCUUCUUCAUGUCGACUCUGAAGGCCCCGUUGCCCCAGCCCCCCACUGAAGAGGAAGAGUCGAAAGAUGCAGAGGUCCCGUCGCAAUGGCGUGGCACAAUUGCCUUGAAAUUACAGGUCAUCAAGACCCUCAUGAAGGUGAGAAUGGUCUUCCCGGGCCUAUUGACGGCCCAGAGUGCCGCGUAUUUUUCGGCACUCUGGGAGGAGCUCUCCAACUCCCAAAAAAUUUACCAUGAGUUCUACAUCGAUGAGGAGAGACAAGGGCGGUUGGAGGAUGUUGAUGGCCUCCAGUACACCCUGGAUUUGCUGGUGGUUGAAGAAUUAGAUCUAAUGCAGGCUCUUGUGAAAGCACCCCCUGUCAAGGCCGAAUUGCAGCAGCAACUCCAAGCUGCGGGCCCGGCUGCCACUACGUCUAGCUGGCUUCCGGAAGUGAUGAAAUUGGUGGGUGCUUAUGCCCAGAUUACUGCCGAGGACGAAACCGUGUGGGAGAUUGAUGUGAACCUCUUCCUGUCUGAAGAGACCUCCGUCACUGCUAAUUAUAACCCUCGCACGUGCGGCGCCGACCUGGUCAUCAAACUGGGAGAGUGGCUUAAGGGCACUGCGGCCGAGGGUCUACUCGCUUACAUGAAUGCUCUUUUUGCCGAUUCUUCUUCUACAUGGAAAUCCCGUGAAUCAGCUCUCUAUAUCCUUAAUCAAUUGCUCCGAGAUUUCCACGAGGUGUCGCAGCCAAUCUCGCCGGAGCUGGUCAAUAGCUUCAAUCAAUUUGUUGGCUUCGCCGUUCAGCAGGAAGAUGAGUUCCUGCGAGCACGCGGCUACUUGGUAGCCGGUGUACUAACCUGUGUCGCCGGAGAAGCAUUCCAGCAAACUGCAGCGUCGUACCUGGAGGCCGCUGUGAAAGCGAUUACCAGUGAUCCUUCGGAAUUGGUGAGGGUCUCGUGCAUUCGCGUUCUACAGGAUCUUGUACCAUCCUUGCCCGCCAAUGCGACUGCUUCUCUCCAGAUCCCGAUCGUCUCAGCGAUAUCCGAAUUCGUGUCGGCCCAUGAUCUACGUGAGUCUUCGGAUAGCGACGAUCUCAAGGUGACUCUGGCGGAGACCCUCCGUGACAUCAUCAUGGUUGACCCAAAGGUGGUACUGUCAUCGAUCGCUAUCGAUGUGCUGUUCAACGUGGCCAGCAACGGAGCCUCGAACUUUCAGCUGACGAUGGUCGUCACCGAAGCGUUUGAAGAUAUCGUUGAGAGGAUUUCACAGGAAGGCCCCGAUGCAUAUGUCCGCCUGUGUGAGAAGGUGUUGCCGUCUCUCACCGGGGCGAUCGACGUCGGGAAUCUCACCCAGGAGAACGCACUUACCACCCUUGCUGCGGACCUGCUCCGUGCGCUGGCAGAGCAAGGCAGUGAGCCCCUGCCAGCUGGCUUUGUCGCAACGGUGAUGCCAAAGCUCAACCGAUUGCUUUUGGAAUCGUCGGAGGCGGAUCUGAUCCGUCCGGCGACCGAGGCUGUACGAUAUAUACUUGCACAUGACUUCAAUCAGUUCGUGGCCUGGUCCGACCCACAGACCGGAAAGGAGGCAAUUGAAGUCGUGUUGAUUAUCAUUGAUCGUCUGCUCGGGCCAUCGGUGGAUGACAAUGCGGCCACGGAAGUUGGUCAGCUAGCGGCUGAGCUCGUAGAGAAGGCCGGUCCCGAGAGACUUGGACCCUAUCUUCCGCAGCUGCUCCGGGCUGUGGCACAGCGCCUGGCCACUGCAGAGCAGGCACAGUUUAUCCAGAGCUUGAUUUUGGUGUUCGCGCGACUGACGUUGGUCAGUCCUCACGAAGUGGUUGAUUUCCUUGCGCAAGUCGACAUUGGCGGGCAGAGCGGGCUGCCAGUUGUGAUGAGCAAGUGGCUGGAAAACUCAGUCAACUUCGCGGGAUACGAUGAGAUCAAGCAGAACAUUAUUGCGCUAGCCAAUCUCUACAAUCUUGCAGAUCCCCGGCUAGCGCAGGUGCAGGUCAAGGGUGACCUAAUCAUCCAAGACACCGGCCGCAUCAAGACGCGUUCACAGGCCCGUAACAAUCCCGAUCGAUACACGACGGUGUCGGCGCCCCUGAAGAUCAUCAAGGUAUUGGUGGAGGAGCUUUCGGCUGCCUCAGGCGGUAAGGAGCUCGAUGCAGCCACGGCCGCUGCUUUAGAAGACGAUGGCGGCGUCGAGGAGGGUGACGAUGACGACGAUGAGUGGGAGGAUAUUCCAAGCAACACGUUGGAUCUGAAUUUGGGAAUCACGAAACAGGAACUCAUGGCAUUCGGAGAAGGCGGUUCCGAAGGGGUAUUUGGGGUUCGCAAGCGGGACGACGAAACACAGGCAUUCUUGACCGACUUCUUCCGGAAUGCAUCGACGAAACCAGAAUUCCAGCAGCUGUUUGCGGCAUUGACCCCGAGUGAGCAGGAGAAGCUGCGAAGUCUGAGCUGA
Messenger RNA from Monascus purpureus, 3135 nucleotides. NCBI's taxonomy places the organism in Eukaryota, Fungi, Ascomycota, Eurotiomycetes, Eurotiales, Aspergillaceae. The record is from the annotation of a GenBank genome assembly.